Messenger RNA from Myotis daubentonii (Daubenton's bat), 2873 nucleotides. It is a transcript of the gene CA12, whose product is annotated as carbonic anhydrase 12. Gene Ontology annotation, molecular function: carbonate dehydratase activity; zinc ion binding. Lineage: Eukaryota; Metazoa; Chordata; Mammalia; Chiroptera; Vespertilionidae. Gene Ontology annotation, cellular component: plasma membrane. The record is from RefSeq and is a predicted model, not a curated record.
CAAAGCACAGACGUGCUGGCCGAGCCUGCUCCUGCGCUGCGCGCACGUGGUCGCGGUGCCCCGUGCCCGGUGUGGCGCGCGCUCCCUGGUCCCAGACGGGCGAUCAGAUUGGGAAGGAGCCGAGCCCAGGGCAGUCCGCGCCGGCCCCGCAGGAGCCACCGAAGAUGCCCCACAGCAGCCUGCACGCCGCGGCCGUCCUCCUGCUCUUGAUCUUAAAGGAACAGCUUUCCAGCACAGCCCCACUCAACGGGUUCGACUGGACCUAUAUUGGUCCUGCCGGGGAGAAGAGCUGGCCCAAGAGCUACCCGUCUUGUGGGGGCCUGAUGCAGUCCCCGAUAGACCUGCACAGUGACAUCCUCCAGUACGAUGCCAGCCUGGUGCCCCUUGAGUUCCAGGGCUAUAACGUGUCUGCCAAUGAGCAAUUGACCCUGACCAACAACGGCCACUCUGUGAAGCUGAAGCUGCCCCCGGGCAUGCAUAUCCAGGGCCUGCCAUCCCGCUACAGCGCCACCCAGCUGCACCUGCACUGGGGGGACCAGAAUGACCCCCACGGCUCCGAGCACACUGUUGGUGGGAAGCACUUCGCUGCCGAGCUGCACAUUGUCCAUUAUAACUCGGACCUGUACCCCAACGCCAGCAUCGCCAGUAACGAGUCAGACGGCCUCGCUGUCCUAGCUGUUCUCAUCGAGGUGGGCUCCUUCAGUCCUUCCUACGACAAGAUCUUCAGUCACCUUCAGCACGUCAAGUACAGAGGCCAAGAAGCGCACAUUCCCGGCUUCAGCAUUGAAGAGCUGCUGCCCGAGAGGCCGGCCGAGUACUACCGCUACAGAGGGUCCCUGACCACGCCGCCCUGCAGCCCCACGGUGCUCUGGACGGUGUUCCGGAACCCCGUGCACAUUUCCCAGGAGCAGCUGCUGGCUCUGGAGACAGCUCUGUACUGCACACAUGAGAACGACCCAUCCCCCAGGGGAAUGGUCAACAACUUCCGGCGGGUGCAGAAGUUUGAUGAGCGGCUGGUGUACAUCUCCUUCCAACAAGAGCGAGACCUCACCUACACAGGACUGAGCCUGGGAAUCAUCCUUUCGGUGGUCCUGGCUUGCACUCUUGGCUUCUGCAUCGUCCUGGCAGUAUUCAUCUGGCUUUUCAGAAGGAAGAAGAGCAGCAAGAAGGGUGGCAGCAAUAAAGGCGUCAUUUACAAACCGGCCCUCAGGAAGGAGGCGGAGGCCCACGCCUGAGGUCCUGGCGCCGCAGGCGCCGAGGGAGGACUUCGCUUUGGAUGCUUUUAGGCAAAACAGUGAAGGAUGGCUUUCAUCACGGCGGCUCCCUGGACGCUUGCACUACCCGAAGGUUCUAUGCGCCUCACCCCCAAACACCCCAGACCCGUGGGGGCCUCUAGCUGGGUGCCCCCCACCCUGACGCUCGGCCUCUCCCCGGGCGAUCGUGGGUGGGAGAGCUCGCCCAGGAGCAGGAACUCGGAGCUGUGUGCUUCAUCUGUGUGAGACCGGAAGAGGUCUGACUCUGGGGACACACCCCACGCCGCCCGUGGGGCUGUGAUAACUGAACGUCCCUCUUCUCCAGGGCUUCACUCAGGUGUGGUUUCGAAAGUCCCGGAAGGUCAGCUCCUUGUCCAAGAUUUCACACCAGCGUGUGCGCCUGUGGGCCCUCUACUUCUCUGUGCUUUGGAGACUCACGUCUUGCCUCAGGGAAGCCGGUGUUGUCUUCCUCUGGUCCUCCUGCGGUGACAGGACUUUUAGUCUGACCUUGCCACCCGGGCAGUGGGGGCGGGGGGGGGGGUGGAGCACAGGCACAGGGUCAAGGUGCCUGAGACAAAAGGAGGGGGAUAUUCUUUGAAAGAUGGAAGAGGCAUCUUCCCAGUCCUGUCCUUGGGGUCAGACACGCUGCCUAGACUGCAGAGAGCGUGGGAGACACGGUCUGAGGAACCUUAGAAGCUGUGAGUGUGAGGAGGUCAGACUGGGAAGCCCGAGCCCGCCCGCCCGCCCGCCCGCAGGGCAGUGAGGGUUUAUGCUCCGUAGCGUUUAUCAGUAAUUGGCCCAGCCCUGAAAAUGUGCGGUUGCUUUCUCUCUCCUGGCGCGGACGUGCGCUCUGAGAACCUAGGAAACAGGCAGAAGCAAAGUGGUUGAUGAGCUUUGUCCCUUUGGCCUAAAUUUCAUUUCUGCCUCCUUCGUGGGAUUGGGACUUGGCGACUUCUCUGACCCUCAGGAUGGAGCCACAGCUUAGUUAAAAGAUAUUUCAAGGUGUGACAGCAGGGAGUUCUCUGUGCUGGGCUGGCAGCAUGGGAUGCAGGGACCAAACCAAAGGAAUGUUCCAAAGAUCCCUCAUGGUCUUCCCCCCAAGUCCCAAAGGCAGUUCCUGAGGAGACAACUCCUUCCCUGUCCCCUCCGAUGCCAGAGCCCAGGAGCCCAGGGAGUCCCAGGCCCGAGGAGGGGCCCCACCGCAGCCUCUCAGGUCAGCACCUCCCAGUUCACAGAACCCGCUGGUCCCCAGCCUCAUCUGACAGCAUGGAAUGUCCUCCUGAAGCACGGGUCCCUUUCUGUCCUCCUCCCCUCCUGCUCUCCCUCUGACUCUCACAGGUCUUCGCCACUCUCUGCUCUCACGACUUCCCUGGUGACGCCAGCCUGUGCCUGUGGCUCCUGUGCCUGGCGGAGUUACAAAUGAGCCCGCGGCGCCUGGGAGACGUGGGUGCUCGCGAGGCCUCUGGCAGGGCUGGGGCCUGGGGCGGCCUCCCAUGCUGCCGCCAGCGCACCUGAUGCUGGUCAGGUGGCAGCAGGGACAGCCCAGUGACCAGCGACGGGAACGAGGCAAAGCUUUCUUGGCCUCGGCCCAACGUGGCCCAUCAGACACCAACAGCAGCC